AUGCCUCUUAUUUCUCAAGUGAAUCAAACCAAGCCGACUGUUCAACUAGCCUCUGUUCUUCCUGCGACUGUGUCAACUGCUAAAAAUAUUCAGAGUUCUUCUUCUGGGUUAGGAAAUCAAGUUCCUAUUGAUUCUACAAUUGAUCGAAACACGCAGAGAAUUGUUAUUAAUCCUCAACCUUCUUUAAUUCCUCAAUCCAUUUUGGAAUCUCAUGAAUCCUCGAUGGAUCGAAGUCUGCCUAAAUCUCAGAUCUCUGCUCCUGAGAAAGAAAUUCAGAUCCCAGUUGUUAUUUCGAAUACUCAAAAUCUCUCUGGUCUUCAUGUUCCUGCUUCUAAUAUUGUUUUUGAUUCUAUUAUGGUGGAAACUGAUUCUUAUACUUUAUUUCAAAUGGUGAGAGGUUUAGCUGCUGUUCCAUGGAAGAUGCAAUAUUUGUUAGAAAAGAUUAAGCUGUUGUUUAAAUUUCUGAAUUUGCAAAUCAAGCACAUUUAUAGGGAAGCUAAUGGUCUGGCUGACUUCUUAGCUUCCUUUGCUGUUAAAUCAGAACAGUGCACUGAAUUUUCUGCAAAUAAUAUUCUGCCAUCUAUUGGGAGGCUUAUAAUGCAACAAGAUUUAUAUGGAUUUCCCACUGCCAGAUUGAAGAGAUUGAUAUGUGAACAAAGAGAAGGUAUUGGUUAA
Ilex paraguariensis (yerba mate) is the source of this 675-nucleotide messenger RNA. NCBI's taxonomy places the organism in Eukaryota, Viridiplantae, Streptophyta, Magnoliopsida, Aquifoliales, Aquifoliaceae. The record is from the annotation of a GenBank genome assembly.